AUGAAGCACUUCGCCAUUCUUUCACUUCUUGCGGCUCUUGCCACCGCAUCGCCCCUCGCGGUUGCUGAACCGGAUCCUAUUGGCGUUGCUGAAUCCGAACUUGCAGCCCGACAGCUGCGUAGCACCUCGAAUGAGCUGGGGACAGGCAGCAGCUCAGCGUGUCCCAGGGCUAUCUUCAUCUGGGCACGAGCUUCUACUGAACCAGGUAACAUGGGUAUCUCGGCUGGACCCAUCGUUGCUCGAGAACUGAACGACGAGUAUGGCGCCUCGCGCGUCUGGGUUCAAGGCGUUGGAGGGCCGUACGCCGCUGGUCUCGCUGAGAAUGCAUUGCCUGCCGGUACAUCUGCAGCUGCCAUCAGGGAAGCCCAACGUCUUUUCAACCUUGCCGCCAGCAAGUGCCAUAGCACGUCCAUCGUUGCCGGCGGCUACAGCCAGGGUACUGAUGUCAUAAGUAACGCUAUUUCUGGACUCAGCGCUGCUGUCCAGAACUAG
Macroventuria anomochaeta is the source of this 492-nucleotide messenger RNA. RefSeq names its product carbohydrate esterase family 5 protein. Gene Ontology annotation, molecular function: cutinase activity. Gene Ontology annotation, biological process: carbohydrate catabolic process. NCBI's taxonomy places the organism in Eukaryota, Fungi, Ascomycota, Dothideomycetes, Pleosporales, Didymellaceae. Gene Ontology annotation, cellular component: extracellular region. The record is from RefSeq and is a predicted model, not a curated record. Bases 1 to 492 code for a protein of 163 amino acids. The transcript has 2 exons.